This is a messenger RNA of Mauremys reevesii (Reeves's turtle), 2196 nucleotides long. RefSeq names its product pyruvate dehydrogenase kinase 1 (gene PDK1). NCBI's taxonomy places the organism in Eukaryota, Metazoa, Chordata, Testudines, Geoemydidae. The transcript has 12 exons. Gene Ontology annotation, cellular component: mitochondrion. Gene Ontology annotation, biological process: protein phosphorylation; regulation of glucose metabolic process. Gene Ontology annotation, molecular function: pyruvate dehydrogenase (acetyl-transferring) kinase activity. The coding region runs from base 144 to 1376 and encodes 410 amino acids. The record is from RefSeq and is a predicted model, not a curated record.
CGUUGCCGCCCCCCUGAUCCUCCUAGGGGCGCGCAGCGCAGGAGGCCGCGGCCCGAGCAGGAGCCGGGGCUCCGGGCAGCUGCACUGGCGGGAAUGGCGGCCGGGCCGGGCUGAAAGGAGCGGAGCCGCGUCUCGAGGCCGCCAUGAGGCUGCUGCGGGCUCUGCUGAGAGGCGCCUCCCCAGCCGGCCUCCCGCAGCAGGUGGAUUUCUACGCCCGCUUCUCCCCGUCGCCCCUCUCCAUGAAGCAGUUCCUGGACUUCGGAUCUGAAAAUGCUUGUGAAAAGACUUCGUUUAUGUUUUUGAGACAAGAGUUGCCUGUAAGAUUGGCAAACAUAAUGAAAGAAAUAAGUCUGCUUCCAGACAACCUGCUAAAAACACCUUCAGUUCAGCUGGUGCAGAGCUGGUAUGUCCAGAGUCUUCAGGAAAUCCUUGACUUUAAGGAGAAAAGUGCAGAAGAUUCAGAAGUUAUUCAUAGGUUUACAGAUACUGUGAUAACAAUCCGGAACCGACACAAUGAUGUAAUUCCUACAAUGGCUCAAGGUGUGAUUGAGUACAAGGAAAGCUUUGGUGUUGAUCCAGUGACCUGUCAGAAUGUGCAGUAUUUUUUAGAUCGUUUCUACAUGAGUCGCAUUUCAAUCAGAAUGCUCCUCAAUCAGCACUCUUUGCUGUUUGGUGGAAAAAUUAAAGUUAAUCCAGCUCAUCCAAAACACAUUGGAAGCAUUAAUCCUAACUGCAAUGUUGUUGAAGUUAUUAAAGAUGGCUAUGAAAAUGCUAAGAGACUUUGUGAUUUGUAUUACAUGAGCUCUCCAGAACUUGUGCUUGAAGAGUUGAAUGCAAAAUCAUCAGGACAACCCAUGCAAGUAGUAUAUGUACCAUCCCAUCUCUAUCACAUGGUUUUUGAACUUUUCAAGAAUGCAAUGAGAGCCACAAUGGAACACUAUACUGAUGGAAGCGUUUACCCUCCAAUUCAAGUACAUGCCACAUUAGGCAAUGAGGAUUUAACUGUGAAGAUAAGCGAUCGUGGUGGCGGUGUUCCGAUGAGGAAAAUUGAUGGACUGUUUAACUAUAUGUAUUCAACUGCACCACGUCCCCAUGUUGAGACAUCACGAGCAACACCUCUGGCUGGAUUUGGUUAUGGUUUGCCUAUAUCACGUCUGUACGCACAGUACUUCCAAGGAGAUCUGAAACUGUAUUCCUUAGAGGGGUAUGGUACAGAUGCAGUUAUCUACAUAAAGGCUUUAUCAACAGAAUCAAUCGAAAGGCUCCCUGUGUAUAACAAAUCAGCUUGGAAACAUUAUGUGGAAAACCAUGAAGCAGAUGACUGGUGUGUGCCAAGCAGUGAGCCAAAGGACAUGACCACAUUCCGCAGUAUAUAAUUGUACAACAGUCCAGAAAAAACAUUACUAACAGAUCGGCUAUAACAGAUUGCCUGCACUGAAGAUCUAUCCAAAGAAUACAAGAGAGUUUUCAUGUGGAAUUACUGAAGUAGAAACCUUUGCUACCCACAGCUUAACAUAAUCAAAAUGUAUGAGAACAAAAGUUCUGGGCCCCUAGCAAAGUAAUCCAAUGUAGAUAUUUCAAUAGUUUUCCUCCUCCACUGGCGGUGGUGGAAAUUAACUGUUUAGUAAAUUUCAGAGUGUGCAGUAUUUACUCCUAGUCAUGACAGUUGACUUGCUAUGUUUCAUUUACUUCACUACAGUAGCUGGUUCAAGAUAUUGAUUUUUAUAUAUACACAUCUUCAUUACUGUACUGAAAAAUAAUCACUGCCACUUGGCUGUUAAGUAUCAAAAGAAAAUUAAGCAGUUGCAGAUGUAGUGAAAUGGAUAGUUAUACUCUCUUGAAACACUGGGAUUCAACCCUAUAUUUAGAAUUUUUGGUUUGUGUGAUAAAAUUAAACUGCAAUGUGAUUUUUUUUUUAUCAUAUUGAAGCAAUAAAUGUGUCCAUUAAUGCAAUUUAGAAAAAUCCAACUUUCAGUUGACUUAUUCUUUGGGUGACUGGAGACUGAAAAAGUUCUAAGGAGUCAUCCAACCCUUUCGAGCCUCAAGUGCCAGGGAGGGAGGUUCUCUUUCAAAGAGUAACUCAUGCAGCACAACCAGUCACCUUAUCUGCACCUGUUCAACUGUCACAGUACUGCAGAGACAGGCUUGUGAAAGUACGGGCUGGUCUACACUGGGGGGGAAAUCGAUCUAAGAUAC